UUCUCCAGUUGCUGUUGUACAGAAGAGUAGAGUUCUCACGUUUCAUGGCUGCGAUAUCAAACUUGACAAGAGAAAAUGUCUUACUCUCGCGCCUCAAACUCAAAGCCCUUGUAUACUUGCAGAAAUUUAAACACACUUUUGCUGAAUGUGAACGAGAGUCUCAGGUUUCUGCUGAUUCUGGUAUUGAAUCAGUGGUAGAAGCAGGUCAAAUUGACUUCUCAAAAUGGAGGAAGCUGGACUCUAGGAACUUUGGGAUUAGUAGAUCAAUGAUACCACCAUCUCCCCGGGUUGUUCUGAAGAUUCUGCACGGUGAAGGGUUUGAAGCGUACCUGGUUGGUGGAUGUGUCAGAGAUCUAAUUCUCAAUAGAAUACCAAAAGAUUUUGAUAUAAUCACAAAUGCAACACUUCGACAGAUAAAAAAGCAAUUUCGUCGUUGUGAAAUAGUUGGACGAAUAUUUCCAAUAUGUAGAGUGCAUGUCAAAGGUUCUAUAGUUGAGGUAUCAAGUUUUGAUACUGUGGCAAAACAUGCUGAAAAGGAAGAGGCACCCUUAGUUCCUAAAAUGCCUAAGGGAUGUCCUGAGAAAGAUUUCAUUCUCUGGAACAAUUCCAUGCACAGAGACUUCACUAUUAACAGCUUAUUUUUCAACCCGUUCGUGAAUAGAAUCUAUGAUUAUGCCAAUGCAAUGCAGGACCUAAGAUCGUUAAAGCUACGGACUUUGGUGCCUGCUCACUUGUCAUUUGAAGAAGAUUGUGCAAGAAUCUUGCGUGGCUUGAGAUUGGCUGCCCGUCUUAACUUAUCCUUUACAAAGGAGAUAGAAGAUGCUAUGCAUGAACUCUCGUCAGCCAUCAUGAGCUUGUCCAAUCCUAGAAUAAUGAUGGAACUGAACUAUAUGAUGUCAUAUGGGGCUGCAGAGCCUUCUCUUUCUUUACUUCAGAGAUACAAUAUCCUUGAGAUUGUGUUGCCAUUUCAUGGGACAUACCUUACUCAACAGGCUAGUAAACAAUUGGGUAAAAGUUCUGUGAUGCUGAUGAAAUUAUUUUCCAGCUUGGAUCAAUUGGUCACCUGUGGUCAACCUUCGCAUGAUAGUGUGUGGGUUGCACUCUUGGUGUUUCAUAUGGCAUUGAUCACACAUCCCCAACAUGUGUUUGUCAUCCUGACUUUUGCUUCUGUAUUGUAUCACGCAAAUUGGAAGGAAGCUGUUAAAUUUGCAGAAAAGCAUUCUGAAGAUGCAGCUGUUUAUGGACCAGAAUUCUCUGAUUCUCAAGGCUCCAUUUCAGAUGAUGAACUUGCAAAAAAAGUUGCACAGCUGGCAGUGCAAGUCCAAAAAUCUAUAAACAUUUUAACCGACAGGGACAGCCUCCUGGAAGCAAUGUCCAAGUUCCCAGGAGCCCCAUGCUCUGGUUUGGUCUUUGUAUCAAACAAAAUGGGCAGGGCUGUCGAGCUAAUGUUUGACAUUCUAGUGAAAGAUGUUACAUCUCUCAAAACUAGGAAGGACGUUUACAGGAUAGAUUACGUUUCUCUUGGGAAAGGAAAUAUGUGUGAGACAAGGUUUCUUCUUGGCAAAGUUAUCCUUGAUACCAUAAUUCCUAGAGUCACCCAGGGUGUUAAAGUGAUCAAAGAGGGAAAACAUAUCCUGCUUGGAGUUGAUGGUCAACAGAAGGAAGAUGCUUCCCACGAGAAUUUCCUUGAAAAUUUGAAGCUAAUGAAGCCGAAGUUUGUGUCAGAUGAUGACUUGCUUAAUGAAAAUUAUCAACUCCAACAAGAUAUUUUUGAGAAGAAAAGGUUAAAUCACGAGGGAUGUAGUGAUUUGGUGGAGGCAGUAACCAAGAAGCAGAAGGUUGUUGCUGCUGAGCACUACGAGGAGUUGGCUGUCAAGAAGCAAGAUUUGAUUGAUGAUACAGAUUGUCUCAGUCAGGAACUGGAUAGAGUGAGGGAUACUGUCACUAUGAAGAAAUUUAAGGGUGAGGAUGCUCAGUUGCCGAAGGAUGAAAUAAGGAUGCUGCUGGAAGAGGUGAAAUAUCAACAACACUGUCGCGAUGCAACAGGAAAGGAGAAAAAGAAUGCUGUCAUUAACCCUUUGAAUCUUUUGAUGAAUAAUGUGGCUACUAAGGAUCACAAAUUCACAGAUAAGUAUGAUUCCUUGCAACAAGAACAUAGUAUUGAUGAAGUAAACAAGAAGUUAGAUGGUGAAAAUCAUAAUUCUCGGGGGAAGAAAUUUGCUUCAGCUGGGAAGGGCAAACGAACGGUUAGCAAACAGACACUUUCAACUCUUUUUAGGUGAAUUGCCUUUUGUUUGUUGUAAAUUAGAUGUUCUUACAAGUAGCAAAGAGUAAAAUCUGAAUCUGUAUUAGUCCAUUUUAUAUAAGUACCUAAAUCCAGGUACAUGGCAAUAGAGACAGAGUUAAUUGGUUGUGUUUGCCAUUUUUUUG
Molecule: messenger RNA, 2430 nt
Organism: Solanum verrucosum
Lineage: Eukaryota; Viridiplantae; Streptophyta; Magnoliopsida; Solanales; Solanaceae
Exons: 14
Coding region: 45-2282 (745 amino acids)
Biological process (GO): RNA processing
Molecular function (GO): RNA binding; nucleotidyltransferase activity
Source: RefSeq, a predicted model, not a curated record